Molecule: messenger RNA, 1183 nt
Organism: Priapulus caudatus
Lineage: Eukaryota; Metazoa; Priapulida; Priapulimorpha; Priapulimorphida; Priapulidae
Product: nucleoporin Nup43-like
Exons: 7
Coding region: 137-1141 (334 amino acids)
Cellular component (GO): nuclear pore outer ring
Molecular function (GO): protein binding
Source: RefSeq, a predicted model, not a curated record
UAAUAUGAAAUGUGUUAGCUCGUGCGUUUGAUUCGCAUGUCGCACGGUACAAAAAUUUCUGCAGACUAUUUCCGAAUAUUAUCGGGUUAUUCUCGAAUCCACAGCCACUAUCAGCCGGAGUUUUUGGCGCCGCAAAAUGGAAGGCAUUUACGUAAAGUACGUGAAUCAAAAAGUGAAUAAGAUACGAUGGCGCCCGUCAGAAAAUCCUUCACUGGAACAGUCAAAUACGUUUGCCACGGGCAGCUGGGAUGACGAGGAGAACAGGGUUGGCUUGUGGACGCUGUCCCCCAGUCGCCGCGAUGACGACGGCACCGACGUCGAUCCUUCGCCGCUUGCCGUCCCGGGAGAGAUGCGGUCGUUGUGCUCCGUCGCGCACCGCGGCGACGUCACCGAUCUACUGUACUUGAAGAACGACCUCAUACUGGCGGCUUCCUCCACCGGCAACGUGACGUUGUACAAGCAUCAUCAACGUUCCGAGACACUAUCCGUGCAGAUAUCGUACGAGCGUCUGCACCGUUGCCCGCGGCGACGGUCGCCAUGCACGGGUCUCGCGCACCGCGAUGGAGAGGUGGUCACCGUGGGAGAGGACGGCAGAAUCAACCUGCUGGACAUCGGUCAGCAGGCCGUUGUCCGGUGCCUUGACGAAGCUGACAGUUGUGCGAUCAACGCCGUCGCGUACACGCGUCAGAACGAGAUCGCCGCGACCAACUCGACGGGGCAGCUGCGCACCUGGGACCUCCGCCAGCCAGGAGAUGGAGCCACACGCAACCUACACAUGACCGGAGAGCGACUGCCACUCAACUGCAUCGACCGACAUCCCACGCAGCCGCACGUCAUCGCCACCGGAGGGCAGCACGGGAUGCUCUACGUCUGGGACCUGAGGCAGGAGCGCUCGCCGACCCUGCUCUCGGCGCACUCUAGUGACAUCUGGGAAGUGAAGUUUCAUCCGACGCAUCCCGAUAACUUGUUCACAUGCUCAGAAGAUGGCAGCACCUGGCACUGGGACGCCUCCUUCGUCAAGGCAGCCCUGCAGGCCGGUAAAAACUUCCGUCGAUUUCUAAAAUCUAGUAGAUGGCUUACGAUUUAUAGUUGGAAUUCAUCGGGUUUUAAUUGUAUUUCGGUAAAAGAAAUUCUGCAAUAGGCUAUGUGCCACCAAUUACCAGACCCCUCCACUCCCAAAUUC